Molecule: messenger RNA, 4662 nt
Organism: Episyrphus balteatus (marmalade hoverfly)
Lineage: Eukaryota; Metazoa; Arthropoda; Insecta; Diptera; Syrphidae
Exons: 15
Coding region: 895-4431 (1178 amino acids)
Cellular component (GO): plasma membrane
Molecular function (GO): protein binding
Source: RefSeq, a predicted model, not a curated record
UUCGUUUCGUGUUCUAAAAAUCUAAAAUCGUAAAAUCGAUGCGGGUACGUACGUGAUUGUGUUAUGUGAAUUUUAGUGUGAAAAAUUAAGGAGGAAAAAAAUUAAAUUUCAUCCUGAUAGUAGGUAAUUUAAUCGAGUGAAGAGAAAAAAAUUAAAAAUAAAAAAAAAAUCGGGAACGAUUUUUGUGAUUUUUGUGUGCCAAAGGAUACUCUACUCUCCGCUGAAUAAGGAUCUUCCUUCAACUUUGAUUAUUGUUCGUGUUCUUUUUGGAUACCAAAAUAAUGUUGUAAACGUCAGGAAGGAACACAAAAAAUUGGAAUUGGAAUGACUUCCUUAUUCGCAUUCGGGCUCCAGGCUUAGACCCACGAUACGACAUCAACGAGGACGACUUUCACCCCCUUCCAGAAUUACCCUAUACACGGAAGACCAAAAGCACCAAAGAACUCUCGCUCUUCUGCCUGCAAAAGAAGAGGACGAAAAAGAUCGGAUUGCCGUCGGGAUAAUAAUACGAUUCAUAGGAUGCACAUACGCCAUAGUGAACGCUUCUGUAUAGGACGUAUAUUCAGCGAACGGUAUUGUGGAGUGGCCGUGUAACUUUUUAAUGACAAAAAUGCGGUUACCUAGUGGUGGGGCAGAGGAUUACAGGAAAAAAUAAAAAUAAAAAAAAAAAUAAAAAAAAAAAGAGUUGAAGUCGACGAGGACGAGAGGGUGGGAAGUAGUAGUAGGGUAAGCGAGCGUUACGACACACAACUACAACGACGAACGACGGUAGAACGACGACGAGAAGGAGGUUUUUCAACUCGAUUGCUGUUGAUAUAGAGUGCGCAUUCAGAGGAGCAGUGGGGCACGAAGGGCUUAAUUACUGGAGCGUUAAGGAUUCAUCUGGAAAAAGAGAUGAUUUCUUUUGUGAAAAUUACUUGCUCAACCCUGGUUUUGGUAUUGCUGGCAAUCAAAAUCGGAAACGCUUGCAGAGUUUCGGAGUUCCCCUGUCGUGGCAGCAGUGUUUGUGUGCCCUUGGAUAAGUAUUGCGACGGAAAGGACGAUUGCGGAGAUGCUAGUGACGAGCCAAAAUAUUGUACUGUUUGUAAUCGAACAUACUACGGAGACGUGGGGAGGACAUAUUCCAUAAAAGUGCCGACACCACAAUGGAAUAAGCUGCCUUUUCUGUGCCACUUGACAUUCACAGCAUCCGGACAUGAUCAAGGAGACAUUGUUCAGAUUAUAUUCGAUGGAUUUACAGUGGGACGUUUCGAUGAGGGUUUGGUCGAUUCGGAUAUUGAUGGAUUCGAUUCAAAUUUUAGUCCAUCGGGCGAGCUCCCAGGAUGUCCCGAAGGAUUUAUGCAGCUUAGCGAGUUGGGGCGACCUUUUACAGGCGGUUCAUGGUGUGGCAAAGCAACCGGACCACAGCUGUAUUUUAGCGAAACAUCAACUGUGACAGCAUCCGUUAAGGUAUUCCACCCGCCAAGGAACAUACAGGACGAGAAGCCUUUUGAAUUUAAUAUAAGAUACAAAUUUAUAAGUCAGUCCGACGCCGUAGUUCGGUAUGGACUACCGGAUAAAUUGUUAGAACUUGGACGUGUUACACCAGGCACAUAUUGUACAAGACAAUUUGAUGAGUGUUAUAGGAAAAAGUGCCGUUUGCAAAGUCCAAAUUAUCCUGGAAUGUAUCCAAGAAAUGUCACUUGUUACUGGACGAUACGCCAAAAAGAAGUUCCUACAUGCAAACAUGCAAUGAUAUCUGUUAGUCAAGAGAAUCAACAUAAAGCUUUAGUUAAAAGGUCAAUAGCAAGUUUCAACAAAACAUCUAGGUCCAUACGUGCCUGGUCGGAUUGCACUGGUGAACGGGACCACUUGAUAUUCUACGACGGAAGUUCAACUAAUGAUCCAGUCUUGGCAAAAUACUGCGGCGGUGAUUGGUUACCUAAAGUCGUAUCACGGGGAUCGGAAAUGCUUGUGGCAUUUCAUUCAAGUCCAUUUUCUGCACCAUUGCAACAGGGAAUACCUAAUCGGGGAUUCGAAUUGGAUGUAGAUAUACUUUUUACCGACUCCGAUUCGUAUGAUUUUGCCCAAGGAACUAAGAACAUUUGUGAAUUUCACAUAAAUGCCUCGAACCCGGAUGAUGUACUAUUUUCUCGUCGCGGCAGGAUGGGUCGGAUUGUGAGUCCCCGUCAUACACUUCCGCCGAAUACGACAUGCACCUACCACUUCCAUGGAUAUCCUGGCGACCUGAUUUGGUUAUCUUUUACAAGCUACAAUCUGCAAAUACUCCAGCAAGCAAUACACGAUAAUAAUACACUAGGAAGGGCCGACUUGCCACCCUGGAUAACAAGACUACGAAUGUGGGACAGUUAUGGGACAUAUGUACCAAUAAAAAUGACAACCACUACAACCACUGUACCGCCUCAUUCUUCUUCGACAUUACAACAAAAUAAAUACAAUACCAACACAAACAGUAACAACAAUAACAAUGUCGUUAACCAAACAAAUAAUUACGGAAACUAUUACUACAGCCCACAAAAUCCAAAGUUUGGUAAGAACAUUCGCGUGAACAUAGACAAUGCCUGGAAUCCAGUCGACACAUACAUUUACGGCCCAACUCAGUCCAGUAUAUUUAACCAAGAAAACAAAUACGGUGGCUAUUUGCAGCAACAGCAACAGAAGUUCCCGGGGGGAGGAGGUGGCGCAUCGUCUGGCAAUGGCCUGACAAGCGUCAAGGAGAGUCUCAACUAUAUCGCCAACACCCGAUUCGAUAAGAAUUCUAAAGAUGCUGCUGCAAUGGGGGUAGAUUUAAAGGGUGGCGGUGGUGCAGCAGCAACUUCUGGUCUUGGCACUUUGGGAAAUGGUGGCGGCGGCGGCAGUGGCAUUGGCAAAAAUAAACGACGGCUUAUGUUGGAAAUUUAUGACUACGAAACACCAAAAUUAUGCGAUCACACUGCCAUAACAAGCAUCGGAGGACAUAAACUGCGACCGUGCAGCCCACUCGAGAGUUACGUCAGUGCCGGAAGGGACUUGAAAAUUGAAUUCCACACCCAUACCGGAACCGCACUUUUCCCAGCGACCUUUUCUCUCAACUACGAGUUUGUCGACACCGAACAAGGCGGCGAACUAUGGCCAGGACGACGAGGCGAAGACCCCGUCCCCCAACUCUGCUCAAGGAUAUUCCGCAAACGCAAGGGCAACGUACAAGUGCCUCGCAACGUCUUUCUGUACGGCCGUGGCGGUGCCAAGAACCUAACAUGUUUGUACAGAUUUGAGGCCGGUGUGUCGGAGCGUGUUAAGCUCGUACUUCACAAUGUGUCCUUUGGUGAGGGCAACGCUUGCACCACCGACUCCGACCUACACACUGGCCGACCGAAAUGCAAUCAAAUCGACCCGGACGGUCGCAUCACCGAACUCAAGCUCUACGAUGUACCAUUCCGGGACGUAAAAAUACCGUUGGGGUGUUUCUGUGAUAACACCAGUGCCCUGUACAAUGCACCGCUAACAUUUAUAUCGAAUUCGAGAAUUAUGGAAUUGUCGUUCACAGUUACCCGGCUAAAUAUAUCGGAGGACUUUGCCGAUGUGUAUUUCUUUGCGUCGUACGAGUUCAAACGUGUGCCGGAAUGCCGUAAACGUUUGAAAUUGAAAGGAUCGGGAGGGGAGGACGAAAUCAAAUAUCCACUCAAGUCACAGGAUACAAGUUGUGAGGGCUUGUCGUGGUACAUCGAGGGACAACAAUUAGAACGGAGCCUAUUUGUGCAGACGUGGGGCUCGUAUCUGCCAGUGGAUCCGACAUCGGAGGAUGCAAUGCGAUGCCAUACGAAGAAUCGAUUGAUGAUUUACUCCGGUCGACCGUUAAAAGUUAUGCGAGUUAUAUGUCCGGCACAGAGUGGGCCUCGGCCGACGUCGUUGCACAUAUUCUCGGAGGAUUGGGCCAAUGGUCAACCGCUAUUCACAAAUAAACCUGUAAGUCUUGUAUUGGAACCAAUACUUAAAGAACCCGGUGACAUUGCAUUCACAUGGUUAGAGAUACAUCGUACAAGAAUAGCACUUUUACAACAACUGGACCUGCAAGGCAACACUUCGACAACGGGGAAUGAUACGCUCGGUGAAUUUGGACUAUAUCCAAGAGAAUCGGAUUGCGAAUACAAAUGUCCUGAAAUUGAUGCAUGCAUUGCUGCAAACUUGUGGUGUGAUGGUCACACAAAUUGCCCAUCGGGUUUUGAUGAAUCGGAAGAGGAAUGCGGAACAGCACGUAAGCUCCUAGAAUUACCUGGUGGUGUGUUUGCAGCCUUGGGCUGCAUAGCGGCGGCUAUAACUGCCUGUUUAAUAUUCUGCAUAUUUGGUUUAGUGAGAAAGCGUAAAAAAUCUGUCGUUCAAAAAACGAUACUCAAUGGAACACUGAAAAAGGACAUCAAAAAGGAUUCGUUAUUUAUCGAUCCGGCUUCCUGACACGGGCUUCAGCCGGUCGAAUAUAUACAUGUCGACCGGGAGACCACUGUGUGAUAUGUUGUAUAAAUGUGUGUAACAUAAAAUUAAAAAAAAAAAAAAAAUACUUAAUACAUCAAUUAUUACAUUUAAAAAAGUACAUAUACGUAUUUAAUAUUGUUUUUUGUUUUUUUAUUAAUUUGUUCAUUUAAUUAAUUUUUUUUUCCUGUAUAUGAAGGAGUCGAAGAAAAAUUG